Molecule: messenger RNA, 1396 nt
Organism: Pezoporus occidentalis (night parrot)
Lineage: Eukaryota; Metazoa; Chordata; Aves; Psittaciformes; Psittacidae
Gene: PRR18
Product: proline rich 18
Exons: 1
Coding region: 182-982 (266 amino acids)
Source: RefSeq, a predicted model, not a curated record
GGGCUAUCGCCGGGAGGGCGCCGUCCCGCCCACCCACCCCACGCCGAGGAAGGGUGUUCCCGGGGCGGGCGAAGGGUGGGAAGGGGGCGGGUUAUCACGGGGAGAAAGGCAGCGGCCGUCAGCGCAGACAGAUCCCGCGCUGUUGCCGCCGCCGUCUGGGGCUCGUCGCCCACCCCUGGCCAUGGGGCUGCAGCCCCGGCGCGCUGCGGGGCCCUGCCCGCCGGCGGGGAGAUGCGCCGCCUGGGCCCGCGGCGAGGAGCCGGAGGGAGCGCCCGGCCGCACCGCGUCCCUGCCGCCCAUCCUGCCGGCGCCCACCGCUUCCCCCGUCGCUGCCCGGGCGCAGCCCAAGAAGCUGACAGCGGCGACGGCGGCCCCUAAGAAGGCAGCGCCCCGGCCCGCGGAGGAGAAGGCGGCGAGGAAGGCGCGGGGAGCGCCCCCGGAGCGGGCGGGCCCCCUCUCCAGCUCCUGGCCCUGCUCUUCCCUUCAGCGACAGCAGCCGCGGAGGCCGCCGGCCGAACGCGGAGUGCGCCCCCCGCCUGCCCCACCGCAGCCGCGGGGCCGCCCGGGUGCGCCGGGGCCGGGCAGCCGCUCCUGCGAGAUCCUCGGCGGGGCGCCGGGAGAGACGGCGCCGCGGUUUUCGCUGAGCCUCCCGCCGGAGGCCGUCCGGGUGCUGCAGCGCCGCAGCCUGGAGCGGCAGCGGGGGCAGUCCGGGUCCGGCCCCGGCGGCAGAGCUACCCCUACCCCUGCGCGGCGCGGAGCCCGGGCGGGCAGCGGGGACUUGCGCGCCCUGUUGAAGAUAUCGCUGCUCAACGAGAAGCACCGCUACGACGACGAGGAGUACGAAGAGGAGGAGGCGGCUGGGGCCGCGGUGGACGAGGGGCUGGUGCGGAAAUGCACCGAGUGGCUGCGCGGCGUGGAGAGCGCGGCCGGGCGAGACCGCCCAGACAGGUUGGAAACGCUGCCGCACCUGAGCACCCUCUGAGGCCCUCCGGGGGACCGGGAGAGCUGCCCGGCGGACGGCGGGGCCAGGGGCGGAGGCGGGGUCGCCAUCCGGUGUCCGUAGCUGUUGUCUCCUUUGUGAUGUCGGCUGCGCCGGCGGCGACCCCGCGAGUGGCAGCGGGGCAACGGCCCGAAGCUGGUCCCCGGGGCGGCGCCGCCGCUCGGCUGAGGGACAAAGGAGAGGCGCCGGCCUCCGCCCGGCAGAGCCCGGGGGCCGGGGAGGAAGUGGCUGUGGGCGUCGUCGUGUCCGUUCCCCCCAGUCCCCCUUCUGCCUUUCCCCUGUGUUUUUUAAGACUUCUGACUACUUUGUAAGACGUGCGUAAUGAUUUUGUAUAUUUGUACAUAAAAGUUCAUUUUUAUUUAUUUGAAUAAAUGACUCAAUUCCUGUGUUGCAGUA